Racocetra persica is the source of this 179-nucleotide messenger RNA. The record is from the annotation of a GenBank genome assembly. Lineage: Eukaryota; Fungi; Glomeromycota; Glomeromycetes; Diversisporales; Gigasporaceae.
CUUCUCCUUAUGAACUUCCUGGCGGACCAGCAGAAGUUAUAGCAAAAUUAAUCAAAACAAUUAAGGGCAUCCUUCAUUCUUAUAAACGUCUGUUUUCUAAAGAUCGCACGUCCGCAAAGGCAGACAAGGCCAGCAUGUCUGUUGAAAAAAAAGAUAGUAGCAAGAAAAUUGAGACUUAA